Messenger RNA from Clarias gariepinus (North African catfish), 993 nucleotides. Its product is annotated as trace amine-associated receptor 13c-like. Gene Ontology annotation, cellular component: membrane. The transcript has a single exon. Gene Ontology annotation, molecular function: trace-amine receptor activity. Lineage: Eukaryota; Metazoa; Chordata; Actinopteri; Siluriformes; Clariidae. Gene Ontology annotation, biological process: G protein-coupled receptor signaling pathway. The record is from RefSeq and is a predicted model, not a curated record. Bases 1 to 993 code for a protein of 330 amino acids.
AUGACCCUGACAGAAUUUAACCAAUCUGAUCAAUGUGUGCAUGUUUCCUGUCCUGUAAGACCUGUAUCUUCUGCAGUUUAUAUCUUACUGUACGUAUGUUCAGCUGCUGUGGUUCUUCUAACAGUGUGUGGAAAUCUGCUCAUCAUCAUCUCUGUUUUUCACUUUAAGAAGCUUCACACACCGACUAACAUGCUUGUGCUGUCUCUUGCAAUGUCAGAUUUCCUCAUUGGUAUUUUUGUGAUGUCACCAACAAUUAUCUGGACAAUAGAGUCAUGUUGGAUAUUCGAUAGGAGUUACUGCAUCUGUUGGAUAAUUACUUCUUUUUUUCUUGGGAAGCUGUCCAUCUAUAAUAUUGCUCUAAUUGCUGUAGAUCGGUAUUUGGCUCUCUCAAACCCAUUUUUCUACACAAACACAAUCACUAGCAGGACUAUGUGCAUUGUGGUUUAUCUUAAUUGGUGUUUUUGUCUAGGCUAUGUCAUAGCAUUCCUUUGUACCAAUGAAACCUUAAUGAGUUUGGUAAUGUGUCCUGGACAGUGCUUUUACUAUCUGAAUGAGAUCUGGUCUAUAAUUGAUCUUGUACAUUCAUUUAUAUUUCCACUUUCUGUCAUAAUCAUUUUGUAUACUCGAGUUUUUGUGAUUGCUAAGAAACAUGCCACUGCUAUCAGAGAGCUUAAUAAUCACACACAGUCUAAAAAACAGAAAAUCACCUCACACUCGAUGAAAUCUGAGAGGAAAGCAGCUAAAAUCCUCGGCAUUCUAGUGUCUGUGUUUCUGGUGUGUUUACUUCCAUAUUUUAUUUACAGUCUAUUAGGCGGUGUCAUUGACCUGCAGUUAGAAAUACAACAGAAAGUUUUGAUUAUGUUUUGUCUUAAUUCCACUAUUAAUCCUAUUAUUUAUGCUCUGUUUUACCCAUGGUUUAGGAGGUGCACUAAAUUAAUUAUAAGUUUGCAAAUAUUCCAAACAGACUCUGCAUUAGUCAAUGUUCUUUCAUGA